AGUAGCAGCAGGAGAUAACAAUUACAAUGAUCCAUACUUUUGUUUGAAUUUUGAAGAAAUUUGAUGGUGCAUGCAGUAGCUGGGAUUGAUAAACCCUAGGAUUGUGAUUUAAUUAGAGCACUUGUGGAAGCACUCUCUGCAUCAUACACUAUUAUCCUAGUAUUUUCAAAGCUAUAUCUCCUCACUAUAUUUUCUAUUUCUUUUGGAGAAAUGGAAAAGCUGGCUGGCUUUUACUUGGUGGUACUGUCUUUUGCAUUACAGGAAUACGGGAAGCACAGAUGCCAAGUGGAAAUUGGCUGAUCACCCAAAGCUGCCAAAGGAAAAUUAAAGCCAGUUGCUGUGGUGGUUUUGGAUGGAUGGGGUGAGGGCAACGCUAAUCAAUACAACUGUAUCCACACUGCUGAAACUCCAACCAUGGAUUCCUUCAAAAAGGGUGUAUAUGUUUGCUUGAAGCCUCAUGGAAAAAGUGCUAGAGACGGCUUUCUGAUAUAUAUAUUUGAGUUCUGCUAACUGAACUUUGGAGUGAAAGUUUUAUAUAGUUCUGCUAACUGAAAGGAAAGAGCUUCUCAAGACCCAGUUGGUGGGAAAGUCCAGUGUUACCUCCAAUGUUGCAGCCUCUUUCAUUGAGACACUUGAAGCCAAUGAGCUUCUCAAGAAAACUGCCAUGGCCAAGGCUUCUAAGGCAUGUGCCUUUCUCAGGAGAUGUCCUUCACUAACACUGGGUUCCAUGUUGGAGGAGAUUGCUGCUAUUCUUCCUGGCCAUGAAUUUGCUUCUAUUUUGUUGUCAAACAUGGCUUAUGCAGAUGACGACGAAUCUCUUGUUGAAGCUGAGGUUUAAGGAACAAAUAGGAGAUGUUUUAGCUGCUCGCGCUGCAUAUAUUCAGCAGACUGGUAAAGAGUCAGAUUUUGAUUUUGUGCAGAAUGUUAUAUCAAGAGCCAAUAUGGAGAAACGUUUGGGAAAUAUGGAGUCAGCUUGUGGUAUAUACAAAGAAGCAAUAGAGAUGGUUGUAGCUGAAGAGAAUUUACAGCAUGCCCUCCCUAAUUUAUAUGUCCAUUUCUCUCACCUAAAAUAUAUGAUGUUUGUUUGGGAUGCUUGCAAGGAUCUGACCUUGAUUAUUUUAAUGGUAGUUGCUGCAGCUUCAUUAGUACUGGGGAUAAAAUCUGAGGGUAUUAAGGAAGGAUGGUAUGAUGGUGGAAGCAUUGCUUUUGCAGUUAUUCUUGUUAUUGUUGUUACAGCUACAAGUGAUUAUAAGCAGUCUCUUCAGUUUCGGGACCUAAAUGAGGAGAAGAGAAACAUUCGUUUGGAGGUAAUUAGAGGAGGUAGAAAAGUUGAGAUCUCAAUCUAGUAUGACUGGGGAGAGCAAUAUUGUUGAAAAGAAUUCUAAGAACCCUAUUCUGAUAUCUGGUUGUAAAGCUGCAGAUGGCAGUGGUGUUAUGUUCGUAAUGUUUUACUUUCUUUUGCCAUGUGUGUGUGUGUGUG
Molecule: messenger RNA, 1480 nt
Organism: Arachis duranensis
Lineage: Eukaryota; Viridiplantae; Streptophyta; Magnoliopsida; Fabales; Fabaceae
Product: calcium-transporting ATPase 8, plasma membrane-type-like
Exons: 13
Coding region: 762-1346 (194 amino acids)
Cellular component (GO): intracellular membrane-bounded organelle
Molecular function (GO): P-type calcium transporter activity; protein binding
Source: RefSeq, a predicted model, not a curated record